CCGCUCUAUACCCCUCAAUUAAAUGAUCAAUAAAUUCCUUACCCCUCAAAUCCAACCCACAUCCCACAUUUAUACAUCACGUCUCUUCAAAGCUCCUCCCACAUGAUCGGGCCCCAAAGUCAAAUUGAGCUCUCCCACGCCUUUGAAAGACUUCUCGAAGAACGUCGUGACGCGGAACGUCUCCGUCGAGAUUUAAUCUACUAUUGGCACACAUUAAUUCUCGAAGCUAAGAAACGAACCAAGGAACUCGAACGAGCAUUUUAUCAAGCGGAAAAUUGUGGUGAUACGCCUUUCUCUAGUGAGGAAACAAUUGUACCUGGGACUCCUGAUACUAUUACUGCGUUGGCGGGAUUAAGUCGAUUACCUUCACCAUUAACUCCUGUCACUAGUAAAGGUGCGAAAAGUCCUUUCAGGUUGGACAAUUUGAGUACAGAGAGGAUUCAGAAGAAGUUGGAGGGUUUACUUAAGAGGUAUCAGGGGAUUAUUAAUUUUUCAAAAGGAAAUAGUGGAAAGGAAUAGGGAAUGAGUAGAGAGGGGUUUUAUUGGCAAUCUCUUUCUUCUUCUUAUACGCUGAAUGCUGGUAGAGGAAGGAGUGAGACGGAAUUAUUGCGGAGUGAAAAAGAGUUGUUGAGGAAAAGUAAGGCAUUUGUGGCGAGGAAGUGGAGAGGACGUGAAAAGGUAUUACGGAUGGUUUUUAGGAGAGAAGGUUGAUUUUGCAAAAAUUCUUAUUUUCUGGUAAGGGAAAGUUGUUGGCGUACAUUUAUCAUCGACAACUCAUCGCCUAUUCACCGUACGUCUGUCUCCUCGCUUGACCAUAUCUUCACAACAAUUCUACACCUACCCACAUACAAAACCAAACCUCAUCACAACCACACCCACAUCCAAACCAAGCCUC
Molecule: messenger RNA, 895 nt
Organism: Sclerotinia trifoliorum
Lineage: Eukaryota; Fungi; Ascomycota; Leotiomycetes; Helotiales; Sclerotiniaceae
Source: the annotation of a GenBank genome assembly